AUGUCGACCCCGUUCACCAGGGAACUGGGUCUCAAAACCGCUAACAAUCCCGAAGGGGACAACGUAGAGGGUCCGACUGUAGACCAACUCAUUGGACGGCUGAGAAAUUUGGAGACAUUGUCCCCGACAGCGGGACCAUUCAGGGUCGUCGAGAUGGCUCUGGAGAUCCAAGUUGAGCGUAUGCGCGUUGUAGAGGUCCUCAGAGCACGCGACGCCGCGGUAGAGCGGCUUUCGGACGCGUAUAGUCUCGUUAGGCGAUAUUCUGAACUCAUCGAGCGACUGCAGGAAGAGCGCGUCGCCAGUGGCCUCGAAAGGCUGUCUCUUGGGGGCAGUGGGCCAGCAUAUGACACUGGCGGGUCGACGGCGGUCUUGGAUACCACCGCGCACAUUGCCUCGCUUGAGGCGACGAUCAAGGACCUCAGGGAAAUCAACAGCCCCAAUCUUGCUGCCGCCUCAGGUGACAUUGCACGAAUUCUUGAAUGGAGCACCAGCCUCCCUGAGACACGCGUUAGUGUGCUUCCUUUCCCCCUCACUUCGGAGCACUCAUGGAAACACAGACUCGGAGGCUACCGUACCCUCCAAAGCGCGACCGCAGCGUGGUGUCCUGAGCGUGAAGAACAUGGGUUCAUGUACGUCCCCAUGUUCAAGUGUAACACCAAUCCUCGAACGGUCACGGCCCAUCGCUGGAAUGCUGUGGACCCCAUCGGACGCAUGGCAAAGCCCACGGAGUGCUUCUAUAAUAACGAAGGGACCUGGUACUACGCCGGUAUCUACCGCGCAUUUGUUAUGGAUAUUGUGUCGACUGCGGAAUGGGAGUUCCUCACAAGCGAGACGAAGACGGCGAUUAUCAAGGAAACUCUAGCAGCACGGAAGAACACGACUCCUCAGACGAACUACGAAACUGGGCAACUGUAUGCAGCUGGUGCUCUCAAACUUGCUUGUGUCGGUCUACAGUGUGUUGGCUUCAGCCAAGAGGUGUACCAGGUCGUAUCCGAAUUAUCCACGAGGCUGCUUCAGUCGACUGCUGCAGCUGCAGCUGCGGUCGCCGCUUCUUCGUCCUCGAAGACACCUUCGGAAUCACCCAACCUGAUGGCUUCUACGACUCCUGGAUCGCUUCCUAAGUCCAAGUUCUUGUCGAGCCCUCAAUUCAAUCCGUUUAUCGUUACGAAGGGCAAGGCGGGCUCGUCUUUCUCAACUACGUCUACUUCUGGUUUCAACCUAGCCUCGCCCGGGAGUACAUCCGGAACACCUCCGAUGACGAGCAACAAUCACAACGAUUUCACUGGAUGCAACAUGGCAGGCGCAGACCUCGCGAGCGGCGGGCUCGGGCUUUCCCAUUCGAUUCACUCUUCUGGUGGUUCAUCAACGUACAACAACCGUUUACUCCCGACUGCGAAUCUUGCCCCUGGAUCCAAAUCGAGUUCGCCUCUGUCCACAAGUAGUAAUGCGAGCGCGAUUGGAGGGCCAUGUACCCCUAGUCUAGCGCCUCAGAUGACCCCGACCCCUGGUAUCAGUCCGAUAGGCCGGCCCUUACCUUCCACCACGACCAACAUUACGGUUUCUGGAACCAACAGCGUCGGUAGUCUCCCUGCACACUCUGGCAUCCCGAGUCUUGGUCUUGGUUCUGGAUCUCCCAUUUGGAACUCUGCGCUUGGAACGGGUUUCAGCAGCUAUUUGAAUUCUCUCAAUCGACCUGGCGGGUUUGCGGCGAAGGGGAGUAAUACAGAGAAUGCCAAGGUGGCCGGUGGGUCGGAUGGGCUUGGGUUUGGAAACCGGAUGAAGUAGAACGUUUAUUUUUCGAUGGCUCUAGUCUCGGUUUUCCCAGACUCUCCCGAUUGAGCGACUACUUCCUAAUCAGUAGUCCUCAUCGUGAGAGUCUGGGAUCCUUGCCCUAAGAAAAGCGACCACACCUGCUUCGGUGGCUAUUCGCGAGCCUUGGGCUUUCGAUAACGGUUAUGUAACACGCUUUUAUCAUUACCGCGACCAUCGUCUCCUUCCUCUCGUUCUUUCUACUAUCCAUACGACCUGCAAUGUCUUAAUCAUCACCACUUAAUAUGACUGUCACUACUC
Coprinopsis cinerea okayama7#130 is the source of this 2070-nucleotide messenger RNA. RefSeq lists its product as hypothetical. The record is from RefSeq and is a predicted model, not a curated record. The transcript is spliced from 6 exons. Bases 1 to 1785 code for a protein of 594 amino acids. Lineage: Eukaryota; Fungi; Basidiomycota; Agaricomycetes; Agaricales; Psathyrellaceae.